Molecule: messenger RNA, 5238 nt
Organism: Morone saxatilis (striped sea-bass)
Lineage: Eukaryota; Metazoa; Chordata; Actinopteri; Moronidae
Product: guanine nucleotide-binding protein G(o) subunit alpha
Biological process (GO): adenylate cyclase-modulating G protein-coupled receptor signaling pathway; G protein-coupled dopamine receptor signaling pathway
Cellular component (GO): heterotrimeric G-protein complex
Molecular function (GO): corticotropin-releasing hormone receptor 1 binding; GTPase activity; G-protein beta/gamma-subunit complex binding
Source: RefSeq, a predicted model, not a curated record
GAUCAUCCACGAGGACGGUUUCUCUGGCGACGACGUAAAGCAGUACAAGCCUGUCGUUUACAGCAACACCAUCCAAUCUCUGGCUGCCAUCGUGCGCGCCAUGGAUACGCUGGGCCUGGAGUAUGGAGACAAAGAACGGAAGGCGGAUGCUAAGAUGGUGUGUGACGUGGUCAGUCGUAUGGAGGACACAGAGCCUUACUCCGCCGAGCUGCUCUCCGCCAUGAUACGUCUGUGGUCCGACUCGGGCAUCCAGGAGUGUUUCAGCCGCGCCCGAGAGUACCAGCUCAACGAUUCAGCGCAGUACUACCUAGACAGCCUAGAUCGGAUUGGUGCGCCAGACUACCAGCCCACAGAGCAGGACAUCCUGAGGACCCGAGUGAAGACCACAGGCAUCGUCGAGACACACUUUACCUUCAAAAACCUCCACUUCAGGCUGUUUGAUGUGGGAGGUCAGAGGUCGGAGAGGAAGAAGUGGAUCCACUGUUUUGAGGAUGUCACAGCCAUCAUUUUCUGUGUGGCGCUCAGCGGAUACGACCAGGUGCUGCAUGAGGACGAGACCACGAACCGAAUGCACGAGUCUCUGAAGCUGUUUGAUUCCAUCUGUAACAACAAGUGGUUUAAGGACACCUCCAUCAUCCUCUUCCUGAACAAGAAGGACAUCUUUGAAAACAAGAUCUGCAAAUCACCUCUGUCCAUCUGCUUCCCUGAGUACACUGGUCCAGACACUUACUUGGAGGGAAUAGACUACAUUAAGUGUCAGUACGAGAGCAAGAACAAGUCACCCAACAAAGAAGUCUACUCCCAUGUGACCUGCGCUACAGACACCAACAACAUCCAGUUUGUCUUUGAUGCUGUCACUGAUGUCAUCAUAGCAAAUAACCUGCGGGGGUGUGGCCUGUACUGAUGAUUAAAUGUUAGCCAAUAGAUGAUGGGUGUUUGACUUGUAUUUUCCAAUGUGAGGUACCAUGUCAGUGAUCUGAUCACUAUGUUCAUGAUGUCAUUAUAUUGCUUUACCGUAAGACUCGCCAUUAGUCCAACUUAACUCUUAAUUAAUGAAUUGAUUGGUUGAGUAGUUGGUUGGUUGAGACUACUUUUAAGGUAUUUGUCUUUUUUACUUCCUUCUAAAGAAGAGCUAAUUACUGUAAAGUUACUGUAUUUGUGCAUUUAUUUAUAGCUCCAAAUCUUUUGCUGGUGUGCUGCAGAAAUCUUGCAUAACACCUACAGUCGGCUCUACAAGGAUACAAUGUUCCUGAGACUGGUUUGUACGUACAGUAGUGCUGUGUUACUCAAUUAACUAGACAGAAUGCAAAUGAAGUGCAGCCAUCUUAGGGGUUCACCAGCAGUCCCGAAAAAUGGUGUAACAAGAAUUAUGUCUCUACCCCAAAGUAUUGUAAUUGUUUUUAUUUAAAUUUGAUUUGAAUAUACGAGUAUGUCGUCCAAGCAGUAUCAAUCAAGUUCAUUUCAAUCUCAGUUUGCUUCAGAAAGUUGUUCUUCAGACUUGAUCAUGUGCAUGAGAUCUUAGACUGUUGACAAGAUUAUGUCCAGCCUACUAUAAAGAAAUGCAAAGAAAAUAGAAAUCAGAAAAAAAAGCAUUUAUUUAUAUUUUAUGAAAAAUAGCUUCAGUAGCACCGCUCCUUAUCGGGUGACCGUCCUGCUCAGAUGUAGUAGUGUAGUUUCCAACUGUCUUGUUGCACUAAGCCAUGCUCUUUUAACUAUUGAGCUCCAAAAUGACUAGUGUUCAAUAAAUAAAUGAGACAUAAUGACUUAAAUCAUCAUAUGGAUAAAUAUAGAAAAUAAUUGAUGAACCACUCAUUGUGAAAUUACUAGAUAAAAGUCAAACGAAACUGAUUAUUAUGAUGUGUAUUAUUUUCACAAUAAUUUAUUUCAUAGCACUUGCCGAGCCUGCUAAGAGGCUGGGACCAGCAGCGGAAUAGUAACAGAAAAAUGUCAGUGAAAUGAAAAAUACACUUCCAAAAAGAGCAUUUUGAGAUUGCUUUAAUGAAAUAAGCAAUCACAGUGAACCAUAAUGAAAUUACAUAUAGCAUUUAGAGUUUUAAUUGCGUAUUAAAUUAGUUGAAAUUGUAUUAGUUUUUAUAUUUUUCUUUACUUUUUCAUAUGAUGGUUUAGUUGUCUAGUUAUAAUAUGUAUUGGUUUAAUUUUGCCCCUUAGUAGUUCCAUAUUAACCAGUCUGAUGCCAGAGAGUCCGCUGCAGCUUUGCCAGUCACUAGAAGCACAUUCAUGAUAAUUUGUGAAGGUUUAUGUGUGGUACUGUUAAGCUAGCGAUUGUGUAUUAGCCGCGCUAGCAACUGUAUUGUAGCUAAGCUAAUGGCUCAGAGAGGCUAACUCUCCGAUGAAUCAGUCUGGUGGUGCUUCGAAAGCACAAGCCUGCACUGAAAUACUAAAGCAAAAACCUAGCACAAGUACUUCUGUAAAUGAUGCAUCUAUUGUAUUAUAUUAGUAUACAUUUGAAAAUGAGCACAGUGGUUUCACAGCUGGAGGGGGGUGGGCGACCCUCCUCUGAUUAGAGAGCGUUAACACUCUUUUUUCAUAUUAAUGUGAUGACAUAAAGUAUUCCCAAACUCUUUAACAUAAUGAUUCCACAAGUAGGAUCAAUUCAUCUCAUCCUAAGGGAAGAGGGGGAUUAUCAGAGUGGGCUGUUCAGAAUAUUAAAUGUAAUGAGACCAAAGGUAAUCCCACUUAUGUCUGUUUUACUGUAAAGUGACAUUUCUAUUUUUUUACUACAUUGCAAAUUGAUGGUACCUAGGAUGAUAGGUUCAGCCAGUAUAUCCAACUUAAAUGUGUAGGAUUUGAACCUUUUUGACUUUGGCGGCUCCUCUUCGUCAUAUCAAAGGUUUGGCUAGGAUUGCCUCAUUUUUCAACAAUCAAUACUUCAUUCGAAUCAAUUGAAAAAAAAUGAUAAUCAAAUUCACAAUUGGGAUUCAAGAAGAAAAUAAAAUUAUUAGAAGAAAUAUUUAUUUUGUGUCAUUUGACUUAAGCAUAGAGUUGACGUGCUCAUUGACAGUUCAGUCAUUUUGUUCAGUUCUGUGGGGCAUCAGUCAAGGUUGGAGCAAUGGUAGCUUAUAAUUUUUAUUCAAAACCCAAGCAGGAGCUCAUACAGCAGAACUCAAUUGUGUAUUUCCAUGUUGCUGGGAAACUGCUUGGUUAUCACAUAACCUUAGUGUUUUGGCCUUAGAUGCAUUUCAUUUGGAAGUAAAUUUGUUCUUUUUCCCUAUAGAGGAAGGUAAUUGAAAUUGUACUUUUGAUAAAAAAUUAAAAGAGAUGAGCAGUAUAAUUUCUUGUUUUUUUCCCUUUACCUUAAAUGUAAAGCUCAUAUUUAAAUUUACAGUGAGGACGUUGCUAUCUAUGUUAUUUCUUCUGCCAUCACCCCUCAUCCAUGUGAAUGUCACCUCUGCUCAAAUGUCAGGAUUGGUUUUCCAGGCCCUCUUGCUGCAGCAUGCAUGGGUCCACUAUAAAACCACUUUAAACAGAGGAGCUACAAGAGGUAGUGUGCUGACUCAACCACACAAUUCCCAAAUAAUGCUUCUAAGGAAGCAUUGAUUUUAUGAGGCCCUAGGGCCGCAUCCAUUGUGUGGGGCUGCACAGUGUAAUAUCCCUAUCGUCCACCACUCUGCCUUAUUAAGCCAGAGGUGAGCUUUGAAAGAUUGUGUGCUGGUGAGUACAUAUGUUCCUCUGGGACUCGAAUGUCAAUCUUGUUGUUUUAGUCCUGAUGUUUUGCUUUCUGCUGAGCGGGUUCCAUUUCUGCUGAAUGGUAGUCGUCCCAGAGCUGCUGUUGGAUGAGGUUUGAUGUAGUGCACAGCUUGGGGGGAAUGAAAAGUGAUGUGUGCAAUCGGUGGGAGCAGUUCAGGUUUGAGCCUUAAUGUUAAAGCCAAAGAGAUGCAUAUAAUACCAGGAAAAUAUCAUUAGCUCCUCCCUUCUUCCUUUAUAAGCAACAGUUUACAGAGUCGCAUAGAAACUGAGCCUUGUUUGUCUGUGGGACUUUGUUGAUUUCACUGAGCUGAGUGUGUUUACAGCUUUACUGCUGUGAGUGCUCCCUGGCAAACAGAGGCAGAGAGCUUCUUUAUUUAUGUAUGAGCGGGGCAUUUGCUAUAUUCCACUCUUCCCUCGACACUCAAACAGCGAGGACGUGUCUCCACCCUCUGCUCAAAGCUGCGAUUUUUUUAAAAAGGUAGACGACGUCAUCGGCUCUUCCUUCCACAUCUCUGCAACUUUUUCUAAUUAGAGAACUGCCUAAGGCUGUUGAUCAGCCUGCUCUGUGUGUGUGUGUUUGUGUGUGGUUAUGUCUUUGUAUCCUGUGUGUAAUCGUGUGUGUUUACAGAUUGUAUAUAGUCACUUAUAUGUGUGUCUGUUGAGAGUACGGGAAAGGUCAGUGUGUGUGUGUGUUUCUGUGUCUGUGUGUGUGCUUGUCUACGGUGUGCGCGUACGUGCUUAUGAUGUGUGUAUGUGUUGUGUGAGAGACAACAUCAGCCCAUGGGUGUUGUGGUGGAGUCAGCAUCUGUGGAUUAAUUACCCAGAAGGCACCUGUCUACCCUUUCCACACACACAGGCCCUCAACACACACCCACACAUACGUACACACACACACACUGAAGACAAACACACCCAUGGGGCUUCAAAAUGUCACAACACCUUUCUUGCCGGUGCCAAAGAGAGCUUUUUUGGUUCUUUUUCCAAACAUGAAGCCUGCUGCUGAAGGCUUCUAGUGUCUGAUCUUCUCCAUUGUCUAAUUCAUUACAUGAUGUGAAAGGAAGAUCUUACUGCAUUAGCUCAAUGAUUGACUUCACUUCCCACUUCUGUCAGCCGUGACACUGCAGGGAAGCCUCCCUCCUUUUUUUUACAGUAUAUCGAGGUGUGUGCAUGUCCAAGUGUUUUUCGACAGGCAAGUUUUGUUUGUAAUUUGCGUAGAAGCCUAGUAUUUUACGUUGACAUGCUGAAAACAAUAGGCAUCUGUGCAUGUGCACAGUGCAAGACACAGAAGUGACAAAACAGACUAUUCUGACUAUUCUGACUUUUGCACCUGAAUCAUGCCCUUGCCCUUUACAGGCUUUUUCUGUCAUGUGUAUGCCCUGCCGCUGUAAAAGUGGCCUGAAGUGUGAUUAAUUCAUCGUUUGUUGAAUGACUGAAUAAUUUAGUUUAGCAUCAUCCUCACUUAAAGGUUGGGUGCGUAACAUUUAGGACGAUCUAUUGUCAGAAAUGGAAUAUAAUAUUCAUGGUUAUGUU